This is a messenger RNA of Anolis sagrei ordinatus, 765 nucleotides long. The record is from RefSeq and is a predicted model, not a curated record. NCBI's taxonomy places the organism in Eukaryota, Metazoa, Chordata, Lepidosauria, Squamata, Anolidae.
AUGGGGAUCAGUCUGCUUUCCCCCUUCUGCCGCUUUCCGCACGUCUUCAAGACCCCCGGGCUGCGGGCCCCCGCCUCCCACGAGCCCGUCUUCAGCGUCUCCGCCAACGGCAGCCCCUUGGCAGGCAGCAGCAGCGACGUCUUCGUCACCCUUCCCGUCGGCAAAGGGGAGAGCAUCCGCGUCAAGGCCAGCGACCUCACGGAGAAGGACCUUCAGCGCCUGAACCCGGCUGCUCUCGGGAGCAUGAAGAAGCUCUCGGCCCAGAUCCUGCGCUUGUGCAAGUAGAAGACCAGCGGCUAUUUCGAACUUGUUUGGAGACCUGUUGUUUUCUGGGGAAUGGACUUUGGCCUUCAGCCGCUCCUCUGUGUUGGGAUUUGGACCAGGGAGGUGGUGGGCAAAUGGAGACCCCAGGCAUCGCCCUGCAGCUGGGUUUGGGAAGGGGCUGCACGAGGCACUUCCGCUGUCCAAGCAUCCCUCUUGCUUUGGCCUCUGGCCACCUCGUCAUCACAGCCAAGAGGAAGAGGGCUAAAGAGUGGCCCUCGCCUGCCAGUUCCCCUUGUUUUGCUGGGGUGGGGGGUUGCCCUUUUCCCUCUCCCUCCCCGUGGUUGUCUGUCUCUCUGGCCUACCAAUAUCAUUUGUUUUUAACGUUUUGCCUUUUGGACUUAGAAACACUCCUAUUUCAGGUGUGUGUCCUUUGAACGAGUCUCUCGGUUGGCCAUGUUUUUAGAACUGAAUUGAAAUGUCCUGAAUAAAAAGUAAUAGCAA